CCCAAUAGAAAAGAUGAAACAAAAUUGAAAGCGUCGACGUUAUCCAAAACCCAGCUGCCACUUCUCUUUCACUUUUGAUAGCCAUGUCCCGAGGAACGGAGAAGCUUAUAAAGAGUGUAAAGCAAUUUGCAGAUACCCAAUAUAAGUUCUUCUCAACUAGAUAUGGACAACAAGUGAUUGACAUUUUGGAGUUCCCAAUCAAAGUAGUGCUCUCUCCGUUCACUCUUGCCUUUGACAUUGCUGGGUCCGCUCCUCGUGGGUUUGGCAUCCCCGAGUUUAUCUCCAAGCUUUCUCAUACUUCUAUCUUUGCUAUUGCUGCUUUUGGAACCUAUGAUAUUGCUUUAGAGCUAGGAAAGAAGGUGAUAUGUCAAAGGAACUGUCGUACUUGCAAUGGAUGGCAAGCUUUGCGGUGUACUAUGUGCAAAGGAUCAGGGAAAGUGCACUAUCAAGUGAAAACUCAUUCCUUGAGAAGUGGGGAGAAGGCAACUGCAGAAUGUGUUGCAGAUGCUAUUGCUGAUAAUCGAGCAGAGUUAGUGCACCUCCCAUCUGCCAUUGAUCUUAAUGCACCGUUGCCGUCUAAAGAAUGCCCAACUUGUGAUGGAACCGGAGUAAUGCACUGUCCCGAAUGCAAGCGCAAAAUACAAGUCAGGAUCUCUGCGGAUGAUAUAAUGGAACCUCCAUGGAAAGCCUAUAACAUCUUAAGGAAGAUGGACUAUCCGUAUGAGCACAUUGUUCACAGCAUGAAAGACCCCAGCAUUGCAGCUUUUUGGUUGCUUACCCUGCCUCAGAUUGUGGGUGGACUCGAGUAUGAUGAUGAUGUGAAGCAGAAAAUUUGGUGGCAAUACAAGGAAUCAAUGCGGUAUGACCAACUACGGGAUGUAGUGGCAAAGCGAAAUCCAGGCUGGGAGCACUUGCAGGAAGGCUUGAUUACCCUAGAUCCUGUUCGUGCGAGGGAUGACCCUGUUGUAGUGAAAAAUGUUCCUUAUUACAAGGCCAAGAAAGCAUUGGAGGCCGAAGUCAUGAGACUAGAUCCUCCUCCACGGCCACAAAAUUGGGGUAAUCUGGACCUUCCCCUAAAUGCAUCUUCGUGGAGCGAAGAUGAUCUUAAAGAUCCAGCAAAACUGUAUGAAAUGACUGUUCUUCUUAAUGCUCAACGAGAAAUUGCUGAUAAACUUUUAGAUGCGCAAUGGGAAACCAAAUGGCGUCAAGAGAAGUUAAAUGAGAUGUUGGAGGAGAAGGUGCGACCGUACAUUCAGAACAUUGAUAAUGGCGUCCUUCCUCAACCGAUCGUAAUACCAUCACAAACUGGGAAUCAAAAGAGGGGUAGAAGGAAGAGAUGGCUAUUCUUCUAAAUCAUAUCAACCCAUUUUUGUAUCUAUUUAUAGCCAUGGCUAUGACUCAAUUUUCCAAUCUUGUAUUUGUGAUUUAGGCAUGAAUAUUAUUCAAUAAACUUUUUCAAGGUACGAGCCGGUAGACUUGAUUCAUAUCGGCUCUGGAUCAUGUAAUUUGUACUUGGGUUGAAUUACUCUUAUAAAAGUAUUUUUAUUUGAAUUUAAUUACAAAA
Messenger RNA from Gossypium raimondii (Peruvian cotton), 1564 nucleotides. RefSeq lists its product as hypothetical. Gene Ontology annotation, cellular component: chloroplast. Lineage: Eukaryota; Viridiplantae; Streptophyta; Magnoliopsida; Malvales; Malvaceae. Bases 84 to 1352 code for a protein of 422 amino acids. The record is from RefSeq and is a predicted model, not a curated record. The transcript is spliced from 12 exons.